AUGAUCACGGGCACUGUCGAGGGAAUGCAAAUAUCUAGCAGUAACAGACAUGAGGAAAAUAUUACUCAGAAAAUGGAUGUCAUCAAACAUCAGGCCAAACUUUGCAGAGAACGUAUCCUACAAGCCACCAAAGAACUCAAGAAGCAACUCGAAAAAAUCAUCGAUGAAGAAGUCACCCGCACUGUCACCGACCUCAACUCAAACCCCACCACAAAACCUCUCAUCAGCAUCGAGCCAGAACCUCUCAAAGCCUUCCUUGCCGAAAAGGCAAAAGACAGAGCCGAUGCCAUAUUCGAUGACGCUCUAAUGACAGAGAUCAGGAACAGAGUCAAGGCUCAGAUCAACAAGGCUCUGAUGGAGGAUUUCGAGGAGUUUCACAGAAAGCAGACGGAGGUGUUGAGACAGCAUCUCGAGAGCGAUAACGCUGCAGCCGAUCUAGAUGAUGCAGUCAUCAUUGUAGGUGGUGCUUGAUAUCGCCAACGAGAUUGAAAAGAAAACGCCGCUCAGCAGAGCAAUAGCGAAAAGAGAGCAAGCUUACCUCCCGAGUCG
Aureobasidium pullulans EXF-150 is the source of this 549-nucleotide messenger RNA. RefSeq lists its product as uncharacterized. The record is from RefSeq and is a predicted model, not a curated record. Bases 1 to 471 code for a protein of 156 amino acids. Lineage: Eukaryota; Fungi; Ascomycota; Dothideomycetes; Dothideales; Saccotheciaceae. The transcript has 2 exons.